AUGACAGUUCGAUGUUCAGGUAUGGAGUCGAGGAACGAAAACGCGCUUUCAACCGGUGACAUCUCUGUGGAUGCUUUUUUGACGGAGCUUAUGAGCAUUGACUCCACAAGCAAAUAUGAAGGUGCUUUGACAGAUGAACUGGUUAAAUAUUUCCAAAGUACAGGCUGGUAUGUUCACGAGCAAGCUUUGACGAGCGAUCCAAGGAGAAGAAACUUGCUAGUAACAAGGAUACCUUUCAAGGCACCAGGUCCAGUAUACUUAAUGAACACACAUUUGGACACAGUUCCACCAUUUAUUGCUCCACAAAACGACGGUACAGUAGUCAAGGGAAGAGGAGCUGGUGAUGCAAAAGGUCAGCUGGCUGCUAUGAUUUUCGCAGCACAACGAAUUGCAAAGGAAAGUCCUGAGAAGUCGCAAAAGCUUGGUCUGCUUCUAGUUGUUGGUGAAGAAGUUGAUCACGUCGGAAUGAUAAAAGCUAAUGAUCUUGCACUCGAACCUGAUUACUUGGUAGUUGGCGAACCAACUGAACUCAAAUUUGCACGGUUGCAGAAAGGAGCCUUCAAGGUAAUCUUGAAAGCUCGAGGCAAAGCAGCCCAUUCUGGAUACCCUCACUUAGGCGAAAGUGCCAUUAAUAAACUUCUUGAUGUUCUACAAGAUAUUCGAACAUAUCCCUGGCCAAACAGUGAAAGACUCGGCGAGACAACGGUGAAUAUUGGCAUGAUAUCUGGUGGACAAGCCUUGAAUGCAUUGGCAGCAUCAGCGACCGCCUCACUGUUCUUCCGUGUUACAACUUCCACGGCGGAUGUGUAUGAGCGGUUAAAGGAAAUUGUUGCAGAUCGCACAGAAAUCGAUCUCUCCAAAAUUUCAGAGCCUCCGUUAGAUAUAGAAAGUUGUGUUGUACCAUUCAAUACCGACCUGCCCUAUUUCGUUGGCGCAAAUAAGCUAAAAGGAGCUUACUUAUUUGGCGGUGGGAAUAUGGAAAAUGCGCAUUCGGAAAGAGAAUUUAUACCCAUCGACGAACUGAAGAAGACAGUUGAUACACAUGUCGAAUUAUUCAAUAGAAUUAUGAAUCAGAAAUGA
Messenger RNA from Enterobius vermicularis (human pinworm), 1080 nucleotides. NCBI's taxonomy places the organism in Eukaryota, Metazoa, Nematoda, Chromadorea, Rhabditida, Oxyuridae. The record is from the annotation of a GenBank genome assembly.